AUGCUCGCUGCCCUCCGGCGUGCGCCCAGUGAGCCAGCUCGCCCCCGUGCGACGGACGGGCGCGGAGGAGUGGGUGGACUCUCCAGACCUUCGGGGGCCCCAGCGGCGUCAGGCGAGCCCUUGGGGCCUGCCGCCGCUCGCGCCACGCAGUACUGGCUCGGAUCAGUCGUCCGCGGAGACGGCGCUGCAGUGAGGACGUGGCGAGCGCAGCAGCACGCGCGGGCGCUGCAGGAUCGAGUGUGCGCCGCUGGAGACGACAGACGCGGUAUGCGGGCGGCCGGGCGGUUCCUCCGCCACGUUGGCUCCGUCACGGCGCGGGAGGGCCUGCUGCGGGACUGUGCGCGGCGCGGCGAGCUGCUCUCGGCGUGGCGCUCCCUAGGGACUCUGGGGGGCGCGCUUGGCGCCGCGCAACGGAAUGCCGGCGGCGACGGCGGCGGAAACGGUGGCAAGGGACCCAUGUGGCUCGCGGGCGGGGCAGCGGCGGCGGUCUGCCUCGGCGGAGGCGUUGCGGCGGCCUCAACUCAGGAUGGUGCGUUUGAGGAGGCGGAGGUGACGCACGCGAACCCUAUGGGCCUAAUUAGUGACAACAGCAAAAGGAAGUUCUUCUUCUUCUACGAGCGACGGAUCCGGGAGUACUCCACUCCUGAGAAGGUUUUCCACUACUUUGCGUCCGGCAAGAACGACGACGGGUCGGCGUACAUGACGCCCCACGACCUGCUGACGGCGCUGACGAACGUGUUCCCGCCGUUCGACAGCAGCGCCACGCUGCGCUCAGGGGCGCUCCCGGGCGAGGCCAACGCCACCGCGUACGACAACCAGAACUUCAUGAAGCGCAUCCCCCCGCGCCUGAUGUCGAUCCUGGACGAGGACAGGGACGGGCGCAUCUCCUUCCCGGAGUUCCUGGUCUUCCAGGCGCUCCGCUCGCUGCCGCCCGCGGACCUCCGCGCGAUCUUCCUCAUGGUCGACGACGACGGCAACGGCACGAUCGAGGCCGAGGAGUUCCGGCGCGUGUUCGACGCGCUGCUGUCGGCGCGGCGCUCGGCGGGGUUCCGCACCGGCCUGCGCACGGGGGAGUCCGGGCCGGGGUACUCGACGCUGAUGCGGCACCUGUUCGGGCGCGACCUGCGCGGGCGCGUGGGCGUGGACGACUUCGUGGCGUUCAUCAAGGAGGUGGACGACAUCAUGGUGCAGCUGGAGUUCAACCACUACGACGUGGACGGGAGCGGGACCAUCUCCGGGCGGGACUUCGCGGUGGCGGUGGUGGCGAACGCGCAGGUUCGGACGGUCGAGCGCGGGCUGGCGCGCGCGGACGGCCUGGCCUCGCCCCUCGCGAGCUCGCGCGUCAGCGCCGAGGACUUCUUCGCGUGGGGGCGCGUGUGCUUCCAGCACGAGCAGCUCGUCGCAGGCAUGCGCUUCUUCCGGGAGAUCCACGGCAAGAUCAAGCGCAACGACCUCGCGCGGGGCAUCGAGCGCAUCUGCAACGUCCACCUCCCCGACCACGUCAUCGACAUUGUGUUCCACAUGAUGGACAUGGACGGGAGCGGGGACCUGGACUUCGAGGAGGUGGAGGCGCUGCUGAAGAGCCGGCUCGCGCAGUCGUACAAGAAGAUCGCACCGCGGUCCCGGGGGCUGUUCCGGGGACUGUUCGACUGA
Molecule: messenger RNA, 1653 nt
Organism: Pedinophyceae sp. YPF-701
Lineage: Eukaryota; Viridiplantae; Chlorophyta; Pedinophyceae
Source: the annotation of a GenBank genome assembly